Molecule: messenger RNA, 1632 nt
Organism: Hymenoscyphus albidus
Lineage: Eukaryota; Fungi; Ascomycota; Leotiomycetes; Helotiales; Helotiaceae
Source: the annotation of a GenBank genome assembly
AUCCGUCUUAACCAGCUGUGGCUCAUUCACAAAAUCUUCCCCCUUCCAACUUUGCUCCUCUUGCAUAUCACUAAACAACACUACGACAACACCAGACCUUCCAAGAUACCCAUACCAUCCAAUUCUAUCCCAAAUCACGAUCAUGUCAAACACUCUUGAACAACUCAAGGCCUCUGGCACCGUAAGUUCUCCUUUCGCCCUCGGAAACCCGGGGAGGUUUCCAUUUUCCGUUCGACGGCAAUGCCCCUCAUAUGAACUUUUGAGCAAGUCUGCUAAUCACAAUUACCACAGACUGUCGUCAGUGACUCUGGUAAGUCUCUCCAUCUAAUCAAUCCCCCGGAAUCCCAGCUAACAGUGGUCUCCAGGUGAUUUUGCUUGUAAGUUUCUUCGCCACCUCAAUCCCUUCGACCUCAGCGAAUUGAAUAACCAAGACGACCCACCACCACCCACUUGCAACGAACUCCUCACUAACACACCAUAGCAAUCGGCAAAUACAAGCCACAAGAUGCCACCACCAACCCUUCCCUCAUCCUCGCUGCCUCAAAGAAGCCCGAAUAUGCCAAGCUUAUGGACGUAGCCGUUGCAUACGGAAAGGAGCACGGCAGCACAGUCGACGAGCAGGUUGAUGCCACUCUUGACCGACUCUUGGUUGAGUUCGGAAAGGAGAUUUUGGCCAUUGUCCCAGGAAAGGUUUCCACCGAGGUUGAUGCCAGAUUUUCUUUCUCCACCAAGGCAUCAGUUGACAAAGCUCUUCACAUCAUUGAGGUAGGUUUUUCCGCUCUGUUUUGUGGUAAUUGGACUAAUCUAAUCCUCACAGCUUUACAAAUCCAUCGGUAUCGACAAAUCCCGUGUUCUCAUCAAGAUUGCCUCAACAUGGGAAGGUAUCCAAGCCGCCCGUAUCCUCCAAAGAGACCACGCAAUCAACGUCAACCUCACCCUUAUGUUCUCUCAAGUCCAAGCUAUUGCCGCCGCUGAGGCCGGUACCUUCCUCAUCUCUCCCUUUGUCGGUCGUAUCCUCGAUUGGUACAAGAAGAGCACCGGAAAGACCUACUCCAAGACUGAGGACCCAGGAGUUGCAUCCGUGAAGGCAAUUUUCGACUACUACAAGAAAUUCGGUUACAAGACCAUUGUCAUGGGUGCUUCUUUCCGAAAUGUUGGUGAGAUCACUGAGUUGGCUGGAUGUGAUUACCUCACUAUCUCGGUAUGUAUUCUCUUAUCUUGGGGGUUUCGAUAACACUAACUUUUCUUUUAGCCCGCCCUCCUUGAGGAGAUGAUGGCAUCCACCGAGGCAGUCCCAAAGAAGCUCGAUGCGUCAGCCGCCUCCGCUCUCAACCUCGAGAAGAAGUCCUACGUCGACGACGAGUCCCUCUUCCGAUUUGACUUCAACGAGGAUGCCAUGGCCGUUGAGAAGCUCCGAGAAGGUAUCUCUGGAUUCGCCAAGGAUGCUGAUACCCUCAAGGAUAUCCUCAAGAAGAAGAUUGAGGCAUAAAUUACAUAAAUUGGGAUUUUUCAAGUAAUAUCUGGAAUUCCGGAGUUUGAUAUUGGGGAAGGGGGUGAAUUGAAUGAAAUAAAGAAUGUAUACUGGAAACUGAAGUAUGGGAAACACGGCAGUGGAUGUAUAUGAGAAUGACA